Molecule: messenger RNA, 867 nt
Organism: Rasamsonia emersonii CBS 393.64
Lineage: Eukaryota; Fungi; Ascomycota; Eurotiomycetes; Eurotiales; Trichocomaceae
Product: Sulfate transporter family protein
Exons: 2
Source: RefSeq, a predicted model, not a curated record
AUGCCUACCGGCGGAGACCCUCCAAGCAAUGCCCUUCCCUCGAACCUGCCGAGGUCAGAAUCUUCUCCCUACUACGGGAACAGUGUGAAGACACCGUCUCGCUCUUUUUAUCAUCGAUCUUUCCAUGGGUCUUUUGCGCAAUAUUCCUCUCAAGGCGUUCGAGAACAGACUGCCGAGCUCGCCUCCCUGGCCGUAUCAGAUGCCGAAACGGCCUUGACAGGCACGUCUCUCCCAGCACGGGCAAAUAACGGGCCCCCGGGACUGGAGGAUAUCUUUCAAUCGAACCAGCUAUACAAGGAAACUUCGACGGACAGUUCUCGGCCAGAUGUGAAAUCGGAGGCCUCACAAUCUGAAAUUCCUGCAGGCGGCCUGCCUUCCCGGCUCUCCAGCUCAGCGUUGACGGAGAUGAUGCGCAAUUCGCCUCCCAAUGGCGACGACUCGCGUGAAAACGGCGCAUCAGCGGAUGCUGGUUCUGGUGUCCCAGCUUUGGCAAUUGGUAGAGAAUCGGAGAGUCAGGACAAUGAGCAGACAUCCUUAAUUCGUGAACGGUCGCGGUCAAAGGAUCGUUACAGCUACGGAACACUUGGGGACAUUGAGAGUCAAAGGACCCAUGAUCAGAGGGCUACACGGAACGUCUUUUCAGUUGCAUGUUGCAAGCUACAGAAAGCCCGCAAUGUGUUACUCAACCCAAAGUCCUGGGACAGACGUGCGAUAUGGCGGCAAGGUGUGGUGCGUCCUGUUAGUCUACUUCCUGCCGUUUUCCUAGGCCUUCUCCUCAACGUCCUGGAUGCUUUAUCCUAUGGCAUGAUUCUCUUCCCUUUGGGCGAACCUAUGUUCCUCCCAUCUGGGCUCCGACGGUAUAUCGAU